AUGGCGACCAUUACUGAGCUCGACGCUCAUGAACAGCCAUCCGAAGAAAUGAGGGCCUCCUGGAAGAGCUAUUCCAAACUGGAGGCCUUCCACUUGCGCAACCACCCAGAUAUUGACGACCCCAGGUCUGAGGGUCAAGCAAAAGACUACAAGGUCGCCGGUGUCAUCCCCGCCGAAAAGGUGGCCAGCGCUUUUGCAUCAGUCCACCCCGAGCCAAUCGACCCUUCGACGAUACGAGAUGUUCCCAUUUUAUACCACCCAUUGCUACCAGGCCUCCUCAUCGUGCCCGACCUGGUCCCCCCAGCCGUGCAGAAGUCCCUCAUCUCCCUGAUGGUCCAUCGUGACCUGAGCGUCCGCCAUCACAUGACAAACAUGCAUCCCUUUUACGAGGUCCCCUAUCGUCAAGACACGGACGAAGACAGGUCCUUCUUUUCAUACCCACCAGACCCAGCACCAAUAUUCACACCCAAGGACCCCGCUGUACACAAACCCCUCUCCAUCAAGCAGGUUCUUGACCGCCGCCUGCACUGGGUGACCCUCGGCGGACAGUACGAUUGGACGAACCGCAUAUACCCCGGCGAGGAGCCGCCUGUCUUCCCGCCGGACAUUGCAAGCUUCCUCGAGGACCUCUUCCCCGAGACGCGCGCGCAGGCGGCCAUUGUCAACUUUUACACACCAGGCGACACGAUGAUGAUGCACCGCGACGUCAGCGAGGAGACGGACAGAGGGCUCGUGAGCUUGAGUUUCGGGUGUGAUGGGCUCUUCAUGAUUGCGCCCAACGGCGCGGGCGAAAUUCCGGACGACGUCAAGGCGCAGGGCAAAGAGUAUCUGCUACUGAGGCUCAGAUCAGGGGACGCCAUCUACAUGACGCAGGAGGCGAGAUUUGCAUGGCAUGGCGUGCCCAAGGUGCUCAAGGGAACGUGUCCAGAGUGGCUGCAGGACUGGCCGGCUGAGGAGGGAAAGUAUGAGGGCUGGAAAGGAUGGAUGAAGAACAAGCGGAUCAACCUGAAUGUGCGACAGAUGCGGGAGUAG
Molecule: messenger RNA, 1032 nt
Organism: Verticillium dahliae VdLs.17
Lineage: Eukaryota; Fungi; Ascomycota; Sordariomycetes; Glomerellales; Plectosphaerellaceae
Product: oxidoreductase
Exons: 2
Coding region: 1-1032 (343 amino acids)
Cellular component (GO): nucleus; cytoplasm
Source: RefSeq, a predicted model, not a curated record